AUGCCUGACCUCGACAAGGCGGCGCAGCAGCUGACCAGCGGGAGUAGCCAAGGCACCGUCGAGAAGGACGGCCUCGUGUCUGUGCCGACCAGCUCCAAGGGCACGGACGUGACGCCGGUCAAGGGAGCGGGCGCCGGUACCGAUCGCCCUGCGGCCGCCGCCUCUUCCACAGCGACCACCAAGCCGGCUGGCACCGCCACAACCGGUUCCAGCGCCAAGGCGCCACCGGCCGCAGCCGGCACGACGGAGAAGGCGCGCGCAAAGAAGCCCGGCUUCGCGCAGCGGGUGAUUGCCAUCAUCACCUGCUCCAGCGGCGCGCGGGCGAUGGCCGAGCACGAGCAGCUCGAUGAGAAGCGGGCAGGCGCCGCCCACGGCAGAUCCGACGCAGGCCGAGCGCGCACCGACGGCAAGGCGGGCGGAUCGGCGCUGCCGGCAGGUGUCGUCGUGCCGCCCCGGACACCCAACGCCAAGGGCGGGUCACGCCUCGGCGGCGACGACGGCAGCUCGUCGGUAGGUCCCACGACACCCGGCGGCGGCACGCGGCUGCCGCGCGAAGAGACGGGCGAUGUCAUGUCGGGAGCCGUGGUCCCGCCCGGCGCGUCCUACGUUGCGCCGGGAGACGUGGCGGCCGCCGACGGUUUGGCCGCGGGGCAACACCGCAAGUCGCGGACGUCGGGCGACGUCAGCAAGACCGAGAGCGACGUCGACGACGACUACGAUGAUGACGACGACGACGAUGAUGAUGAUGACGAAGACGAUGAGGAUGGCCUCGCCAUGGACGGCGACUACCUCGACGACGACGACCAGACCGAAGAGCAACGGCUAAUCAUGCAAGGCGGCAUCGGCAUCCCGAUCGACGAGUACGGCAACCCGCAGCCGCUCCUCGGCCCCAUUGUCAAGGACGACCACGGACGCAAGUGCCUGGUUCUCGACCUCGACGAGACGCUCGUGCACAGCAGCUUCAAGGUCAUGCCGGCCGACUUUAUCGUGCCCGUCGAGAUCGAAGGCACGGUGCACAACGUCUACGUGAUCAAGCGGCCGGGCGUGGACGAGUUCAUGCGGCGCAUGGGCGAGAUCUACGAGGUCGUCGUGUUCACUGCCAGCUUGAGCAAGUACGCCGACCCGGUGCUCGACAUGCUCGACAUCCACCAUGCGGUGCGGCACCGCCUCUUCCGCGAGUCGUGCUACAACCACAAGGGCAACUACGUCAAGGACCUCUCGCAGCUCGGGCGCGACAUCGGCGACACCAUCAUCAUCGACAACUCGCCCGCGUCCUACAUCUUCCAUCCGAACAACGCCGUGCCCAUCUCGAGCUGGUUCAACGACCCGCACGACACCGAGCUCACCGACCUCUGUCCCUUCCUGGCCGACCUGUGCGAGGUCGACGACGUGAGGGCCGUGCUCGACGGCGGGCUGUUUUGA
Pseudozyma flocculosa PF-1 is the source of this 1422-nucleotide messenger RNA. RefSeq lists its product as uncharacterized. Gene Ontology annotation, molecular function: phosphoprotein phosphatase activity. The transcript is spliced from 2 exons. Gene Ontology annotation, cellular component: plasma membrane. NCBI's taxonomy places the organism in Eukaryota, Fungi, Basidiomycota, Ustilaginomycetes, Ustilaginales, Ustilaginaceae. The coding region runs from base 1 to 1422 and encodes 473 amino acids. The record is from RefSeq and is a predicted model, not a curated record.